Messenger RNA from Saccharomyces eubayanus, 717 nucleotides. RefSeq lists its product as uncharacterized. NCBI's taxonomy places the organism in Eukaryota, Fungi, Ascomycota, Saccharomycetes, Saccharomycetales, Saccharomycetaceae. Bases 1 to 717 code for a protein of 238 amino acids. The record is from RefSeq and is a predicted model, not a curated record. The transcript has a single exon.
AUGACCACACUUAUAAAUAAGAUGGCACGAAUGUUAACUAUUUUUUCAUUAGCUUGUAAUGUUCUCACGGUAAGUGCUAAUGUACUAACGAAAGUUACUGACAGUAUUGCCUACCGGGAUUACUACGAGCCAUCAAGCAUAUGGGAUAACGUCACAAUAUGUCUCUCUAACGUAACCGACCUCAAGAUGAUAAUCGAUAAGUCGUACUACGGAAAUAGAGUGUCCGUGACCACCAUAUGGGUUGAUUCAGGCGCCAACGAUGCCGAUAGUAUCGACCCUGAAUUGGCCAUGAAACUGGUUAAGUGCGUAAAGGACAAUACGGGCAGCCCGAACGUCCACGCGUUCGGCCACAACCCUUACGCGGCAGUCGCUUCUUAUGAAGAUCAUGUUUACGAUGAGUUUUAUGGCUACUUCGGCCAUGGCUAUCCCCAACACUAUGAGAAAGACUACGAGAGUGACGGUAACCCCGAUGACACUGGCGAUAUUGAUGGCAGCCUUGUGGCUAAGGGCAAUGGUAAAUGGCUGGAUAAAAUAGUACCCAACCAAGGGUUACAUUGGGCAGGACUACGAAUAUUGGAAUACACUAUGAUAGAGACCUUAAUAAAGACAACCCACUACUAUCACAGAUGCAUCAGUUGGAACAGAAUACGAUGCACAAUCAAGAAUUGGAGCUAUAAUUUGGUAUGGAAAGAAUAUUUUCAAUGUAUACUCAAAUAA